This is a messenger RNA of Cladophialophora carrionii CBS 160.54, 384 nucleotides long. RefSeq lists its product as uncharacterized. The record is from RefSeq and is a predicted model, not a curated record. The transcript has a single exon. Lineage: Eukaryota; Fungi; Ascomycota; Eurotiomycetes; Chaetothyriales; Herpotrichiellaceae. Bases 1 to 384 code for a protein of 127 amino acids.
AUGUGGAAACAGGAGCAAUGGGCAGACGCCAGUACUUCCAAAGUACCAUCCAGAGUGUCAAGUGAUGCAAUUCUUCGGUACGUCAACCACGGCGGGGAUAAUCCCUUUACUUCUCGGCGAUGGAAAUCCUUCGACUGGAACGGUCAGUGCGAAGGGUGGGAUGCUGAGAGAGACGGCAACACAUCGGAUUACUCGGACCUUUCUGAGUAUCUUCCAGAUGACCAUCCAAGUCCAACUGAUGAUUCAGACGGUCCAGAGUACGACUCCGCCUACGACUUUGCCAACGAAACAGAGAGCGAUCCUGAAUUCGGGGAAGCAGAGAGCGCUGAUGGGCGUCGCGAACAUGUCGAGGGUGAUGGAGAUGACGGUACCGCUUCAGAGUAA